Molecule: messenger RNA, 3240 nt
Organism: Trichoderma breve
Lineage: Eukaryota; Fungi; Ascomycota; Sordariomycetes; Hypocreales; Hypocreaceae
Product: glycosyl hydrolase family 65 central catalytic domain-containing protein
Exons: 4
Coding region: 1-3240 (1079 amino acids)
Biological process (GO): trehalose catabolic process
Cellular component (GO): fungal-type cell wall
Molecular function (GO): alpha,alpha-trehalase activity; carbohydrate binding
Source: RefSeq, a predicted model, not a curated record
AUGCGGUCAACGAUUCUUUCAGGGACGGCGCUGUUGCCACUGCUUCAGCUUGUCCACCCUGCCUAUGGCGCGACAUCAAAUGAUCGCGUCUCAGAAUGCCUGGGCAGAAACGGCGAUUCGAGCACAGGAGUGAAGUUUAGCAAGAACGUCUACAAGACCGACUUUGCUGGCGUAACGUGGGAUGAGGACAACUGGCUCCUCAGCACCACGGAAUUGAAGCAGGGUGCGUUUGAGUCUCGAGGCUCCAUUGCCAACGGCUAUCUUGGCAUCAACGUUGCCAGUGUCGGACCUUUCUUCGAGCUUGACACUGAAGAGAAUGGCGACGUCAUCAGUGGCUGGCCCUUGUUUUCCAGGCGACAGUCGUUUGCGACUAUCGCCGGUUUCUGGGACUCCCAGCCCGUUAUGAACGGAACCAAUUUCCCCUGGAUCUCACAGUACGGCUCUGACACUGCCAUCAGUGGUAUUCCACACUGGAGUGGCCUCAUCUUGGAUCUCGGUGGUAACACCUACCUUGAUGCAACGGUUGAUAACCGAACCAUCUCCAACUUCAGAUCAACCUAUGACUACAAGGCGGGAGUCCUGAGCUGGUCAUACAAGUGGACUCCCAAGGGCAACAAGGGGAGUUUCGACAUCUCAUACCGCAUCUUCGCCAACAAGCUAUAUGUUAACCAGGCUGUGGUUGACUUGCAAGUCACCGCAUCCAAGAAUGUGGAAGCAUCAAUUGUCAACGUUCUCGACGGCUUCGCAGCAGUACGAACCGAUUUUGUCGAAUCAGGCGAGGAUGGAAACGCCAUCUUCUCAGCCGUGCGACCUAAUGGUGUCGCCAAUGUCACCGCCUACGUGUACGCCGAUAUCACCGGCUCUGGAGGUGUAGACUUGUCGAACCGCAAGAUUGUCCACAACAAGCCAUACGUGCACACCAACGCAUCUUCCAUUGCACAGGCUGUUCCCGUUAAGUUUUCAGCAGGACGUGCCGUGCGAGUGACCAAAUUCGUUGGAGGUGCAUCCUCUGAUGCCUUCAAGAAUCCCAAGCAGAUCGCCAAGUCGGCAGCAGCAACCGCGCUGAAAAAUGGCUACUCCAAAUCUCUGAACUCUCAUGUCACAGAAUGGGCUAAUGUCAUGCCUGAGAGCUCCGUCGACAGCUUCGCCGAUCCCAAGACUCGCAAGCUUCCUAACGACAACUACAUCAUUGAUUCGGCCAUUAUUGCAGUCGUAAACACCUACUACCUGCUUCAAAACACAGUGGGCAAGAAUGGUAGCAAGGCGGCCAACGGGGCCCCAGUUAACGUUGACAGCAUUUCUGUCGGCGGAUUGACUUCUGACUCUUAUGCCGGACAAGUCUUCUGGGAUGCUGACCUCUGGAUGCAGCCUGGUUUGCUUGCGGCGCACCCGGAAGCUGCUGAGAGGAUCGUAAACUACCGCCUGGCAAGAUACGGCCAGGCCAAGGAAAACGUCAAGACUUCUUACGCAGGCUCCCAGAACGAGACUUUCUUCUCUGCAUCUGCCGCCGUGUUCCCGUGGACCAGUGGCCGUUAUGGCAACUGCACUGCUACCGGCCCUUGCUGGGAUUACGAGUACCAUCUGAAUGGAGAUAUCGGAUUGGCUCUUGUCAAUCAGUGGGUUGUGAACGGCAAUACGAAGGACUUCCAGGAAAACCUCUUCCCCGUCUAUGACUCCAUUGCCGAGCUGUACAGCAACCUGCUCAAACCCAACAAGACGGCCUGGACAUUGACUAACAUGACUGAUCCUGACGAAUACGCGAACCACGUCGAUGCCGGUGGAUACACCAUGCCUCUCAUUGCAGAGACUCUCCAGAACGCAAACACGUUCCGCAAGCAGUUUGGCAUUGAACAGAACAAAACAUGGAAUGAUAUGGCAUCAAAUGCCUUGGUUCUUCGUGAAAAUGGAGUGACUCUGGAGUUUACCACUAUGAACGGCAGUGCAGUGGUCAAGCAAGCUGAUGUCAUUAUGGUCACAUUCCCUCUGUCUUACACGACCAACUACACUACUGAGGAUGCCCUCAAUGAUCUCGACUAUUACGCCAACAAGCAGUCUCCAGAUGGACCUGCCAUGACCUACGCCUUCUUCUCCAUUGUAGCCAACGAAAUCUCACCCUCCGGAUGCUCGGCUUACACCUAUGCUCAAUAUGCGUUCAAGCCCUACGUUCGCGCGCCCUUCUACCAGCUCUCAGAGCAGAUCAUUGAUGAUUCCAGCAUCAACGGAGGUACUCACCCGGCUUACCCAUUCCUCACUGGCCACGGUGGUGCCAACCAGGUCGUUCUCUUUGGCUAUCUCGGUCUCCGUCUGGUGCCCGAUGACUUCAUCCACAUUGAGCCAAACUUGCCUCCUCAGAUUCCUUAUCUGAGAUACAGAACCUUUUACUGGCGUGGCUGGCCUAUCUCGGCUUGGUCCAACUAUACUCACACAACUAUCAGCCGUGCUAGCGGUGUUGCUGCGCUUGAUGGAGCUGACCAACGCUUUGCUGGCAAGACCAUUACCAUCCACUCUGGACCUGAAGAAAGCCCAACGGUCUAUCACUUGCCUGCCAAGGGCUCAGUCGUCGUUCCUAACAAGCAGAUUGGCUCUCAACAAACGUACGCUGGCAACUUGGUGCAAUGCCAUGCCGCGAGCUCACCCAACGACUAUGUUCCUGGUCAAUUCCCCAUCGCGGCCGUUGAUGGUGCUACCUCUACCAAAUGGCAGCCUGCCUCUGCUGACAAGUUGAGUUCUAUUACUGUCUCUCUUGAUCAAGAAGACGUGGGAUCUCUGGUCUCGGGCUUCCAUUUCGACUGGGCACAGGCACCUCCCGUCAACGCCACCGUCAUCUUCCACAACGAGGCCAUCAGCGACCCAGCUACAGUCUUGAAGUCACAGAAGCACAACUCGAACUACAAGGUUGUCUCCUCUUUGACCAACAUCAAGCAGUCCAAUCCAUACGAUAUCAAGACUACUGACUUGAAUGUCAUCGCCAUUCCCAUUGGCAACACAACUAAUGUCACUCUGUCAAAGCCUGUUGCUGCUUCUCGAUAUGCGUCGCUGCUCAUUGUUGGCAACCAAGGGCUCGAUCAUGCAGACGUCGUAGGAAAGAACGGCACUGGAGCCACCGUUGCUGAAUGGGCCAUCAUUGGACACAGCAAAGGACACACAGGAACACCUGGCCAUCAUGGCAAGAGAAAGCUGAACCUGCGUGCUGCCGCCGCAAUGUCUGACCCAGACAGCUUUGCACGCCGCCGUCAAUAG